Quercus robur (English oak) is the source of this 2503-nucleotide messenger RNA. RefSeq names its product transmembrane 9 superfamily member 7. Gene Ontology annotation, cellular component: membrane. Lineage: Eukaryota; Viridiplantae; Streptophyta; Magnoliopsida; Fagales; Fagaceae. The record is from RefSeq and is a predicted model, not a curated record. Gene Ontology annotation, biological process: protein localization to membrane. The transcript has 7 exons. Bases 147 to 2066 code for a protein of 639 amino acids.
CGUGCAAGUAAUAAUUGCAAAAUCCGGUCUCCUGUCUCUCUCUCUCUAAAAAACCUCAAACCCCAUCGCCUCUCUCUCUCUCUAAGAAACCUCAAACCCCAUCUCUCUCUCCCCGUGGCUCUGAGCACAAACAGAAGAAGAAGAAAAUGGGUACACUGUGUGGGCUUACAGUGACCACAGUUCUCUUGUUUUUUCUCCUCUUUGUCUCUCUAUCUCACUCCUUCUACCUUCCUGGCGUUGCUCCUCGCGAUUUCCAGACUGGAGACCCCUUGCCAGUCAAAGUGAACAAAUUAUCAUCUACUAAAACACAACUUCCAUAUGACUACUACUAUCUAGACUAUUGUAAGCCUGGCAAGAUUUUGAACAGUGCUGAAAACUUGGGGGAAGUUCUUCGAGGUGACCGCAUUGAGAAUUCUGUCUAUACUUUCCAAAUGAGGAAGGAGCAAUCAUGUCAAGUAGCCUGUAAAAAAAAACUUAAUGCUGAAACUGCUAAGAAUUUUAAGGAAAAAAUCGAUGAUGAAUAUCGAGUUAACAUGAUUUUAGAUAACCUUCCAGUUGCUGUCCUUAGACAGAGGAGGGAUGGAAUUCAGUCAACAACUUACGAACAUGGUUUCCGUGUUGGGUUCAAAGGAAACUAUGCUGGGAGCAAAGAGGAGAAAUAUUUCAUUAAUAACCACUUGAGCUUUAGAGUCAUGUAUCACAAGGAUCUUGAGACUGAUUCGGCUCGGAUUGUAGGGUUUGAGGUUACCCCAAACAGCAUUAAUCAUGAAUACAAGGAUUGGGAUGAUAAGAACCCUCAAUUAGCAACGUGCAACAAAGACACCAAAAAUUUAGUGCAAGGUAACGUCGUUCCACAAGAAGUUGAGACAGAUAAGGAGGUUGUUUUUACAUUUGAUGUUUCCUUUAAGGAAAGUGAUAUCAAAUGGGCAUCUCGAUGGGACACAUACCUCCUCAUGAAUGAUGAUCAGAUCCACUGGUUCUCCAUUAUAAACUCUCUGAUGAUUGUCCUUUUCCUUUCUGGCAUGGUGGCCAUGAUCAUGAUGAGAACUCUGUACAGAGAUAUUGCCAAUUACAAUCAAUUGGACACCCAAGAUGAGGCCCAGGAAGAAACAGGAUGGAAACUUGUCCAUGGAGAUGUUUUCAGGGCACCGAUCAAUUCUGGUUUACUUUGUGUUUAUGUUGGUACAGGUGUUCAGAUCUUUGCAAUGACACUUGUGACAAUGAUUUUUGCUUUGCUUGGGUUCUUAUCUCCUUCCAACCGAGGGGGGCUUAUGACUGCCAUGGUACUGUUGUGGGUUUUCAUGGGCUUGUUAGCUGGUUACUCCUCAGCACGCCUGCACAAGAUGUUUAAGGGCACAGAGUGGAAAAGGAAUACCUUGAAAACUGCAUUUAUGUUUCCUGGCAUUCUUUUCGCAGUAUUUUUUGUUCUGAAUGCCUUAAUUUGGGAGGAGCGAUCUUCUGGGGCAGUACCCUUUGGAACAAUGUUUGCUCUUUUCUGCUUAUGGUUUGGUAUAUCAGUGCCCUUGGUCUUUGUGGGUAGUUACUUGGGAUUCAAAAAACCAGCCAUUGAAGACCCUGUGAAGACUAACAAAAUCCCCAGACAAGUACCAGAGCAGGCAUGGUACAUGAAGCCAGUCUUCUCUAUACUUAUUGGAGGCAUUCUUCCAUUUGGGGCUGUUUUCAUUGAGCUCUUCUUCAUCCUAACAUCAAUAUGGCUAAACCAGUUCUAUUACAUCUUUGGCUUCCUUUUUAUAGUCUUCGUUAUCCUUCUAAUCACUUGUGCGGAGAUAACAGUUGUGCUCUGCUACUUCCAGUUGUGUAGUGAAGACUACCACUGGUGGUGGAGAUCAUACUUGACUGCCGGCUCCUCUGCCCUCUACCUGUUCCUUUACUCCGUCUUCUAUUUCUUCACCAAGUUGGAGAUCACAAAGCUGGUUUCAGGCAUCCUUUACUUUGGGUACAUGGUAAUUGUAUCCUACGCUUUCUUUGUCUUGACGGGAACCAUUGGCUUCUAUGCAAGCUUCUGGUUUGUUCGAAAGAUUUACUCCUCUGUUAAAAUCGACUGAUCUAAAGAUGCAGAAAGAGGGUGAUGAGGAUGAGGAUGAAUUCCAGACCACGACAGGAAGCAUAGAAGGGAUAAAGAUUAAAUUGAAAGCUAUUUUGCAAUCUCUUCAAAACCUUGUCUAUGUUGACGGUAGCAUGGGCUUGGCCUGUUUGUUUACACCUUUGUUAAUGUCAUGAACAGUAGCUUAGUAGUUUUCUUGCAAGAAGCUUGAGCAGUGACUAAAGUAUGGAUACUUAUAUAAUAUCCAUAUGGUUACAACUGAUCUUUGAUGUGUCUCAAGUGGUUUGAUUUCUUGUUAUCUGGUUAGGAGCACUUAUAAUUGAUAUUUUAGAAAUCAAAUAAUGCAGCUCUAGAGGCAAUAGGUAAUGUAUUUUUGUUGCACCUGCAUUGUUGUGAAUUGUAGUUUGUAAUAAUUAAAUAUUCCUUGAUUUUCUGGCC